AUGAAGUUCCAUACCGCUCUCCUCCUCGCCGCCGCCGCCGUCACCGCGCGCGCCUCCGCCGUCGACGCCUCCGACUUUGCCGACCUCGACAGCUUCCUGGCCAACGUGCCGACGGCGGCCGUGCUCGCCGCGCAGUCCGCGCUCGCCGCCGGCGUCCAGCCGACCACCACUGCCGCGACGCCCGCCGAGUCCUCCGCGGCCGCGGCCCUCGCCUCCGCCGACGACGGACUCCCCUCCGAGGCCGAGAUUGACGUGCUCAUCGCCAGCGCCGCCGCCCAGUUCGGCUCCGUCGGCGACCUGACGGCCCGCAGCGAGCCCCAGCCGCGAACCGUCGAUGCUGCCGCCGCCGCCGCCGCCACCCUCGCGCUCCAGGGCCUCGUGCAGGCUGCCGCCGCCGCCAACGCCGCCGUCGCCGCUGCGGCUACCGGAAACCUGACGGCGAUUGCGGCCCCGACCGCGAGCCCGACCGGUAGCGUCGUCGCGGGUAACGGCUCCGCCGCCGCGGGCAACGAGGUUUGGACCGCCGCCGCUGCGCGCGAGGCGCUCAGCGGUCUGGCUGUGGCCGGUGUGGUCGCUGCUUACUUUUUGUAA
Messenger RNA from Cordyceps militaris CM01, 591 nucleotides. RefSeq lists its product as uncharacterized. Bases 1 to 591 code for a protein of 196 amino acids. The transcript has a single exon. Lineage: Eukaryota; Fungi; Ascomycota; Sordariomycetes; Hypocreales; Cordycipitaceae. The record is from RefSeq and is a predicted model, not a curated record.